GCGAGGGGCCCAGCCUCGCCCAGGCUGCUGCAUUGCUGGAGACCACAUCUAGCUCACCCAGCCUCCUAGACAAUGUGCUCAGUGCUUUGAGACUGGAAGGACCUUGCUUUGCAAUGAAGAUGGAGGCAGUAGGAAAAGCAGAAGAACUUGUUGAUUCAGAAAUUCCACCAAAGACUUCUGAAAAGCAAGAGACUGCUCCUGAUGAAGACAGGCCUAUAGAACUUGAGACACAAUCUCAGAAGGACAGCAUGUCCAGUGCAGCAGACUCUGCGGUGCUCUCUUCUAUGCCUUGCUUGCUGAUGGAACUGAGGCGGGACUCCUCGGAGUCUCAGCUGGCAUCUACAGAGAGCGACAAGCCAGUAGGUGGCCGAGUUUAUGAGAGUGACUCUUCUAACCACUGCAUGCUUUCCCCUUCCUCCAGUGGGCAUUUAGCCGACUCAGACACACUGUCCUCCGCAGAGGAGAACGAGUCCUGCCAAGCUGAAGCUGCUGCAGAGGGAGACCCUUCUGCAGUGUCUGGGGCUGCGGUUGGGAGGAAAUCCAGGAGAUCCAGGUCUGAAAGUGAGACUUCAACAAUGGCUGCCAAGAAAAACCGACAGUCUAGUGAUAAGCAGAAUGGCCGAGUUACCAAGGUGAAAGGUCACCGGAGCCAAAAGCACAAAGAGAGGAUCCGGCUCCUGAGGCAGAAGCGGGAGGCGGCUGCUCGCAAGAAGUACAACCUGCUGCAGGACAGCAGUACCAGUGACAGUGACCUGACCUGUGACUCCAGCACGAGCUCAUCAGACGACGACGAAGAGGUUUCAGGGAGCAGCAAGACAAUCACUGCAGAGAUACCAGAUGGACCUCCUGUUGUGGCUCACUAUGAUAUAUCAGACACAAACUCAGACCCAGAAGUGGUAAAUGUGGACAAUCUGUUGGCAGCUGCAGUAGUUCAAGAGCACAAUAAUUCUUUAGGAAAUGAAGACUCAGGGUCUGCCUGGAGAACCAGAGGGCUGCUGAAUGAAAUGAGUGCUGAUACAGGUCAUUUGGAUCCAGGCUUCCUUGCAGGUGACAAAACCUCUUGUGGCAAUGCUCAGGCCAAUGAAGAAAUUAACAUUGCCUCUUCUGAUAGUGAAGUAGAGAUUGUUGGAGUUCAGGAACAUGCCAGGUGUGUGCAUCCUAGGGGAGGGGUGAUCCAAAGCGUGUCCUCCUGGAAGCGCAGCUCGCCAUUUGGGAGCGUCCAGCCCACGCAGCCGUGGACAGCAGUGGCUCCCCAGCAGAACUGGUCCUCACCCCCAGAAGUGGUGGACCUCACUCUGGACGAGGACACCAGGCGCAAAUACCUCCUGUAAGGCCGUGUCGCUGUGCUCUGCCCCCUCCCCUCCUGCCCUCCCUGGCACAGAAGUUCAGUGGUUAAAACAUCACCUCCAGAGGCCCGUCCUUGGCACCAAGAAACCCAAACCCGUGGCGUUUCUCCAUGUCCACAGGAAUGUAGUCUGAUUUCAGUAUCACUUCAAAUGGUUUUGCCUUCUCUAAGGAGAAUUCCUGCCCAGAAUUAACAGCACCAAAUUUGAAACACAUCUGCAGUUACUAAUGUGUGCAUGUAUAUCUAACAAAAUAACUGCGUGCAAACUUACAUCCUCCCACCCUCCCCACCUCCCAACUCCAGGAGUUUUUUACUUUAUCAGUGUCUUGAGUUUGUUAGUAGUAGUGUGUUGCUGUGUGAGCAUCAGUGGUUUUGAGAAAUGCUGUGUCCUCACCGAUUUCAGUGGAACUGGGGGGUAUUCAACACUUCCAAAAUUUGGGCCAGGAGUAUUUUUACCCUAGUUGAUUUGGUUAUGCCACCAGCAGGAGGGAUUGUUUUUAAUGCAAAUGUCUCAUAGCAAAUGCACUGAACAGCUUUAAUGAAAACAUUUUUAUUUUCAAUGUAAGUUAUAGUUUAUACUCUUCAGUGCUGAGUCUUCUGUCCACUUGACUACUGUGUUUCACUGGUGAAUUCCCACAGCUUGAAAUGGCUAAAAUAGUAAUAGUAGUGACUUAGGAACAGCUGAACAUUGCAAAAGCAUAGGAAAAGGCCAAGAUUCAGGAAACACUUUCUAUCAGAGUAUUUACCAAAAUCAGUGGAACGACUCACUUCAGCAGGCUGCAGUUUCUGUGGUAUAUAUGGAAAUUCCUGCCCCUUGUCUGUCAUUUUGAGCCUUUCCCAAGGCAAAAAAACCAAAGAUUAGAUUUUAACAAGAUGAUAUUAUUCACUUUAAAUGUCUACUUUGCAAUUGAAACAUUCCUUCAUAUUCCAGAUGUUUCUAGUGGGAAUUUUGUACAGCUCUGCCAUUAGAUUUUUGGUAUUUAAGGCUGAACGGGGUGGUCAGGACAUGGGAAGUUCUGCUUUUCUUUCAUGUCGGCUGGUUUUUAAAAUUUAUUUGGCUUCCCUUAAUUUUAUUUGUGGGCAAAAUAAAAAAAUUAAAAUAGA
Lonchura striata (white-rumped munia) is the source of this 2449-nucleotide messenger RNA. It is a transcript of the gene ARK2N, whose product is annotated as arkadia (RNF111) N-terminal like PKA signaling regulator 2N. The record is from RefSeq and is a predicted model, not a curated record. Lineage: Eukaryota; Metazoa; Chordata; Aves; Passeriformes; Estrildidae.